This is a messenger RNA of Sinocyclocheilus rhinocerous, 3618 nucleotides long. Its product is annotated as nephrin-like. Lineage: Eukaryota; Metazoa; Chordata; Actinopteri; Cypriniformes; Cyprinidae. Gene Ontology annotation, biological process: cell-cell adhesion. The record is from RefSeq and is a predicted model, not a curated record. Gene Ontology annotation, molecular function: cell adhesion molecule binding. Gene Ontology annotation, cellular component: plasma membrane; cell-cell junction.
AUGUUUGCAGCCUUCAGCAAUAGAAGCUUGUGUGUGUGUGGGCAGCAGGCGUUCAAGACAGAGCCACGUAAUGUGACGGUCAGGGUGGGGGCCACAGCUCUGCUGAAGUGUGAAGUGCUGAGGGCCUCAGGGGCCAUGCAGUGGGUUAAAGAUGGGCUGUUCCUGGGACCUCAGAGAUCGCUGCCUGGCUACCCACGCUACAGCAUGACAGGAGACCAGCAGAAAGGCCAGUACCAUCUUCAAAUUCUCAACGUGAGUUUGGAAGACGACGGCCCCUACGAGUGCCAAGUGGGCCGGUCCGUGAGCAGCCACGCCAUCGUGUCCCGCACAGCCUGGCUCAAUGUGCAGAUCCCGCCCUCACAGCCGUACAUCCAGCUGGAGUCUGAUGAGCCGUGGGUGGAGGGAGACGAAUACACGGUGACCUGCAUCGCUCCUGAUGCAAAACCUCCUGCAGAAAUCACCAUGUUCAGAGAUGUAGAGGAGCUGACGGAACCCGAUUCUUUCACAAUGUCAGGCUCACAGGAUAAACUUCUGAACACUCAUGCUGAAGUCAUCAUCAGGGCACGAAGUUCAGACAACGCACGGCAGCUGACAUGUCGAGCGAAGAACCCAGCUGCUCCUCGAGCUCUCGAGACUAGCAUGACCAUGAGGGUAUACUUUCCCCCGCAGGCUCCGGUGAUCAUGGGAUUAGAAAAUGAAGAGGUCAAAGCUGGUUCCUUUCUCAGGGUGGUGUGCAUGUCGUACGGGGGCAACCCACUGGCCACUCUGCAUUGGACUAAGAACGGAGAAGUCCUGUCCACUAGCUGGGAAGAGGACGUUGUGUCACGUCGGUCCAGUAGUGUGUUGAAAAUGACGGUGAAGCAAGAGGACAAUCAUGCUGUGCUGCGGUGCGAGAGCGUCAACCAAGUGUCUCGUUCACCAAUGUCCCUCACACGCACUCUGAGCGUCCUUUUUGAGCCAGCCAAGGUAGCGCUACUAGGCUCCUUUGAAGCCAUAGAGGGAGAGGAGAUCAAUCUGCUCUGUUACACUUCCUCUAGUAAUCCUCCGGUCCACAUCCGCUGGUGGCUCGGGUUCAGGGAGCUCAACAGUACGGAUGUUACCAUCUCUGAGGGGGAUAAUGGUGGGAUGAUGACGAUGUCUAACUUGACGCAUAAAGUGUCACGUGAGGACAACGGUCUUUCUCUGACUUGUGAGGCGUUCAACAAAGGCACCCACUUCUCUAGCGUUCGGUCUGAAGAGCUCAUUGUUUACUAUCCUCCUCAGAAGGUGUGGAUAGAUGCUCCUCCACCGAACGUCUUCUUACACUCUGGGACAACUCUUCGUUUGGUCUGUUUCUCCAGUGGUGGCAAUCCCACAGGUCAGCUGGUCUGGUUGAAGGUGUGUAGUGGUAUGAACGUUUUUCAUGACAGUUACAGAUAUGUUUUUUUAGCUCUGCCAUUAAAUAAUCCUCUGUCUGUGUGCACCUACCGCUGUGACUCCUCCAACAAAGCCAAGAAAGUUCUGUCUGCCCAGACCAAACUCAGGGUUCUGUUUCCGGCAGUGAGCGUGAAGGUCGUGGCCAAGCAGCAGGAGCUGCGCAGGGGUCAGACGCUGGACCUGGACUGCCUGGCCGGAAGCAGCAAUCCCACUGCAAAUAUCAGCUGGAGUUUGGGCCCCGUCAUGCUGAAGGGAGUUGACCAGGCUCCUAAAAAGGCUGAAUUUGGUGGAAUGUCCCGAACCAGUAAGCUUGCCCUCACUCUUGAGUCCCAUCACUGGAAGAAAAGGAUCACCUGUCAGGCCUUCAGUAACGUGCUGUCCGAGGGUGUCAACAGCUUCUACACUCUCAAUGUGCUCUGUGAGUUUUCUGAACACCUCUGUGAUUCACCUGUUCUGUGUGGGUUGUGUCACGUCUGUAUGUCUGUGACAGAAAGAGAUCCUCGUUAUCACUUCGACGACUGGACCCUGGAAAUCGUGAACGUUUCUCGGCAAGACGGGGGCGAAUACAUCAUAGAGUGUUCCAACGCUGAGGGGAAGAACCGCACAAAGCUCAAGCUGGAUGUACAGUAUGCCCCUACUGUUCGUAUGAAGUCUGAUCCUGUGUAUGUGAACGUGGGAGACACCGCUGACUUACUGUGUGUCGCUGAUGCCAACCCCAUCACCUACAGUAUGUUUUCCUGGAAGUGGAUGGGUGAAGGGGAAGUCGAUGAUCUGGGAGAGGAGAGUGAAGAUGAAGGCACUGGUUUGUUAACUCUUUAUGAGGUGACCCGUGACCGGGCAGGUUUUUACAAGUGUACAGCGGACAACGGCAUAGCGCCUCCUGGCAGUGUGGAAGGACAGCUCAUCGUACGCUUUGCUCCAGAGCUUCAGAAGGGGCCGCAGUGGAGGAAGGUGGCCAGCCGAGGGGACGGCAGCAGCGAUGCAAAUGUGGUUUGUCAGGCACGAGGCGUUCCUCGUGUCCACUUCACCUGGGCAAAAAAAGGAUUCCCUUUAGACCUCGGCAACCCCAGGUACGAGGAGAAGACGGAGGUGACAGGGACCGUCCACACCAGCAUUCUGACUGUCAUAAACGUGAGCGCAGCGCUGGACUACGCCAUCUUCACCUGCACCGCCCACAACAGCAUGGGAGUGGACUCUCUAGACAUCCAGCUCCUCAGCACCAACCACCCCGAUCCCCCAUCAGACCUGAAGCUGCUCCGUGUCGAUCAUAACUCUGUAACUCUGGAAUGGAUGCCUGGAUUUGACGGUGGUUUGACACAGAACUUCCGUGUCAGGUACCAGUGGGCGGGAUCAGCGAGUUUCAUGUAUGUGGACGUGUUUCCUCCGACAGCUACUGUGUAUACAGUCACAGGCCUCAACCCUUCCACUACGUACAACCUUUCAGUCAACGCUAUCAAUACAAUGGGAGAGAGCAGCUAUGCAGACAACAACAAAAUCCUGACCGUCACCACUGCCGAUGCAGAGAAAGCAGAUGACGGGGUCUCCCCAGCAGACCAGGACUCAGCUCUUGCAGGUCGCGGUCUUCCUGUCUAUGUGGUGGUGAUCCUGGUUGUGGGCGGUCUUCUGUUGUUCCUAAACCCUCUGAGCUGCUUUCUAUUCGCCAAAUGGAAAAGAGGGCGGAGCCUGAAAGAGGACACCAGGAGCAUUUCACAGGAGACGAAAAGCGAGGAGCAGAGGUCCACGGCGAGCGGCUCAACCCGCUAUGCGAGCAGAGAGCUUAUCAACGCCUCGGCACAGCGAACACUCCUCAUUGACAGCAGCUCCGAGCCUGACAGCAGCGUCUAUGAGAGCUACGGACGGCAGGAGAGUUCUCAUUAUUACUACCCAAGUGAGGCCUACAGUCCUGCCCUGUUUACUCACCCUGAAGGGCCUGAGGAUCAUGAUGGCAGACACGGCACAAACCCUCUCACUCACGACUAUGAGGAGGUGAGAGGCUGGGGGACGUCCGAGGACCUGCAGGGCUACUCACUGCUGCCCCCUGCUGCCCAAUUUCAUCCUCGAGCACCAGUAUCCACCUACUAUGAGGGAAGGGCAUACGGUAAAGCUGAUGUGGACGUAACAGCAGGAGUUUAUGAUUCUAUGGUGUACAGACGCAGAAGAGACACAGACUUGCCGUUUGAGCUCAGAGGGGAGCUGGUUUAA